Molecule: messenger RNA, 3187 nt
Organism: Lucilia sericata (common green bottle fly)
Lineage: Eukaryota; Metazoa; Arthropoda; Insecta; Diptera; Calliphoridae
Product: U2 snRNP-associated SURP motif-containing protein
Exons: 13
Coding region: 115-3033 (972 amino acids)
Biological process (GO): RNA processing
Cellular component (GO): nucleus
Molecular function (GO): RNA binding
Source: RefSeq, a predicted model, not a curated record
UUUUUGUUUACAGCUGUAUACUUUUUUGCUUUUUUGUGGUGUGCGGAGGAAAAAAUCACAAAAUUAUAGAAAAAAUAUAAAAAAUAUGAAAAAAUUGCAAUAAGAAUACAAAACAUGAAACGCAUAAGUGAAAAGAAGUUGGAAGCCUUUGCCGUAGGUACUAUGGGCAAACGGCAAUUGUCCAAAAAAGAAAUAGAGGAGCAAAAGAAAAAAGAUGAUGAAGCGGCUGCGGCACAUGUUUUCAAAGAGUUUGUGGAAACAUUUCAAGACACACCCUCAGCCUCCUCUAAAAUUUGGGUUAAAGCCGGUACCUAUGAUGCCGGCUCAAGAAAGGAAGAUAGCCGGGAAAAGGGUAAAUUGUAUAAACCAUCCUCAAAAUUGGAAGAUAAAUCAGCUGCCGAAAAAGCUCAAGAAUAUGCCAAAAUGUUGGCUUCUGAUCUUAAAAAGGACUCCAUUAAUCUGAAGAAGAAAAGCCAGGAGAAAAAGAAAAGUAAUUUGGAACUUUUCAAAGAGGAGUUGCGUCAAAUCCAAGAGGAACGUGAAGAACGUCAUAAAUAUAAACAUAUGGCUCAAGCUGCGGUUAGCCAACCAAGCACACAACCCUCACAGGCGGUAGCCGAACAUCAUCACAAUCAUCAGACGGAAGAGCGUACCGGUUCUCAUGAUACAGGCGAUCCAAAUACUACUAAUUUAUAUUUGGCUAAUUUAUGCCCAAAGAUAUCUGAACAACAAUUAAUGGAGAUCUUUGGUCGCUAUGGCCCGUUGGCCAGCAUAAAAAUUAUGUGGCCUCGUUCGGAGGAGGAAAAAAUGAGAGAACGUAAUUGUGGCUUUGUGGCCUAUAUGAGUCGCAAAGAUGCUGAGAGAGCUUUAAAAACUCUGAAUGGUCGUUUUAUAAUGGGUUACGUUAUGCGUUUGGGUUGGGGCAAAGCGGUACCAAUACUCAAUCAGCCCAUCUUUAUACCACCACCACUAUUGGAACUAACUAUGCCACCACCACCCUCUGGUUUACCAUUUAAUGCUCAACCACCGCCCACUGAAUUGCCCAAUGUUCCCAAAAAGAACUAUAAAGAGUAUACAACAGAGGAAGAGAAAGAAAAUAUGGAAAAGGUUUUAAAGAAGUGUGUGGUUAAAGUUAUUAUACCAACAGAGAAAUCUGUUUUACAUAUUAUACAUCGCAUGAUAGAGUUUGUUAUACGUGAAGGCCCCAUGUUUGAGGCUUUAAUAAUGAGUCGUGAAAUUGAAAAUCCCCUCUUUUCAUUUCUAUUUGACAAUGAGAGUCCGGCUCAUAUUUACUAUCGAUGGAAAUUAUUUUCUUUGCUACAGGGCGAUACGCCCAACGAAUGGAGUGAAAAAGAAUUUCGCAUGUUUAAAGAUGGUCCCAUUUGGAAACCUCCGGUGGCAAACUUUUAUACUCAGGGAAUGUCAGAUGAUUUGGUUAUAGAUCCAGAUGCACCAGAGUCUCAUAAAGGAGCAUUGUCAACUGCUCAACGCGAUCGUUUGGAAGAUCUUAUACAUUAUCUAACGCCCGAACGUACUAAAAUUGGUGAUGCCAUGAUCUUUUGCAUUGAACACGCCGAUGCUGCCGAUGAAAUCUGCGAAUGUAUUGCUGAAUCUUUGGCCAAUCCUGCAACAUUGCCUUCCCGGAAAAUUGCACGCUUAUAUCUGAUAUCAGAUAUACUAAACAACUGUACUGUUAAAGUAUCAAAUGUGUCCUUUUAUAGAAAAGCAAUUGAAAAACAUCUGCUGGAAAUUUUUGAAAAUUUACACACAUUCUUUAAUAAUAUUGAAAGUCGCCUUAAAGCGGAGGGUUUCAAAACUCGUGUAUUAAACGUUUUAAAAGCCUGGGAUGAUUGGGCUGUAUAUUCGAAAGAGUUUUUGGCACAAUUGCGUUCGAUAUUUUUGGGAAAACAGAAUCAGACUCCAGCUACACCACCGCCUCAGGAAGAAGUCAAAGAGAUGGAGGAAGAAGAGGACAUAGAUGGUGCCCCUAUGUCUGGUGAUGAAAAGGAUGAUGAGGAUUUAGAUGGUGUACCCUUGGAUGGCGCUGCUUUAUUAAAGGGUGUACUUAUGCGUGGUCUACCGGAUACCAAAAAAUCUACACCACGUCGUAGUCAAGAUGUUAGUUGUGAUGCUGAUUAUAACGAUGAUAUAGAUGGUGUUCCAUUGGAUGAUGAUAUCGAUGGUGUGCCUUUGGAAAAAGACUUAAACGAUACUGGUGAUAUGGGCGGUAGCAAACAAUCCACCAAACCACGGGCAUUUAUACCCUCAAAAUGGGAAACUAUUGAUCCAGAACAAGUAGAAGCUCAAGCUGUUACCACUAGCAAAUGGGAUACUUUAGAUGCACCUGAAGCUCCUAAGUUUUAUGCUAAUUCUAGCGAUGAUGAUGAUGAUAAUGAAAAUAAUCUUAGUUUUGAUGAAAUAAAACGUAAAAAAUUACGUGAAAUUGAGGUAAAAACAAUGCAAUAUCAAGAUGCUUUAGAAGCAGGUGAUAUAGAAGUUAAAACGGGCUUAACGGUAGCCGAACAAGUGGAGCAUUAUCGCAAACGUUUAAUGAAAAAGGAUUGUUUAACCGAAGCCAUGGAUUCACCCUUAAGUUAUAUGCACAAUAAGGAAUCUAGCCCUGACAGUCCUAAAAAAAUACGCCAUCGCAAACGUUCUCCAUCGCCCAGUCAACAUUUCAGUAGCAGUGCACGUUCCAGUCCGGCACGUACAGCACGUAAACGUUCCGUAUCACCCUAUAAAAGUAGCAGCAGUCGUCGUGAGCGUUCGCCCACUUCAAGCAGUCGUGACAGUACUAAAUACAGCAAGCGUCAUCGUUCGCGUAGCCUUUCUUCUUCUCCACCCCAUCCGCUAGAGAGAACACCCUAUGUAUCCAAAUCCACGCGUUACGAUAGUCCACAUUCUUCUUCCUCAAGAUCGAAAAGAUCACCCUCCAGCGGUUAUUCUCGUUCAUCUAAGCGUGAUUUGGAACGUGAUUCAUAUUCUAGUGGUAGCGGACGCAGUGAAAAACAUAAACACAAACAUAAGCAUUAAAUUUCCACAAUAGUUUAUCCCGGAGACUUAUUCAAAAGCUAAUUAUCAACAAUUAUGGAGUAUGUACUAGAAUUUAAGUUAAAACACAAAUUGUGUGUUUUAUUUUUCAAAAUUUAUUCAAGAAUAAAAUCGAUACAAAAAAUUAAAAAAAAAA